CGUCCGCGACGUCAAGCUUUGGCAGCGGGCGCAGGCGGUGCGGGGCUGCGGUGCGCGUGCGCGAGCGUCCCCAGCCAGGCCACUGCUCCGGCGCGGGCACGGCGGGGGAUUCGCUUGCCGCGGGAGCGCCAAGUGAGGGGCGCCCGGCCCAAGGUCAGCGGGCGUGAGCCGGAACUGGGGACCGUCCCGGCGCGGAGUGGGGGGCGCAGAGACCACGCCCUCCCUGAUUCUGAACGGGGACUGACCUGCUCUGAAGGGGGCCUACUAGGAGGCGGUGGGGGUGGGGGGGUCGAGGCAGCGGGUCGCUGUGCGCCCGGGGGGAGGGACGCAGGGUUUUCUUUACCUCCGCUCGGUCGAGCCCCGGGGACAGUGACACCAGCGGAAGCUCGGACGCCCUGCCCCUGCCCAGCCGAAUUAGGAGCUUGUCCUCCGGUAGAAAGAUUCCCGGCUCUUCUUUUCUGGCGCCCUCAUCCCUGCCCCGCGGCCCUUCCACGGUGGUGCAUUCUAUCCCGCUGGACCUCAAGGAGGCUGGUCUCCCGGGACAUGGCCCUGGGGACUUCUGUGCUGCUGCUGCUGCUACUGCUGCUCCUGCCGUUGCUGCUACCUGGGUUUCCAUCCCCAGCCGCCGGCUGCCCGGCCGCCUGCCGCUGCUACAGUGCCACAGUGGAGUGCGGUGCCCUGAGGCUGCGUGUGGUCCCGCCAGGAAUCCCACCCGGGACGCAGACGCUGUUCCUGCAGGACAACGACAUUGCCCGCAUAGAACCGGGCGCCCUGGCUCCGCUUGCCGCUCUGCAUCGUCUCUACUUGCACAACAACAGCUUGCGCGCCCUGGAGCCUGGCGCUUUCCGCGCACAGCGGCGCCUACUCGAACUGGCACUCACCGGCAACCGGCUACGUGGUUUACAUGGCGGCGUCUUUGCGGGCCUGGCCCAGCUGCGCAUACUCUACUUGGCCGGCAACCAGUUGGUGCGGCUGCUGGAUUUCACGUUCUUGCACCUGCCGCGACUGCAGGAGCUGCACUUGCAAGAAAACAGCAUUGAGCUGCUGGAGGACCAGGCUCUGGCCGGGCUGUCCUCUCUGGCACUGCUGGACCUCAGCAGGAACCAGCUGGGCACCAUCAGCCAAGAGGCCUUGAAGCCCCUGGCCAGCCUGCAAGUACUACACCUCACAGAGAACCCAUGGCGCUGUGACUGCGCCCUGCACUGGCUGGGCACUUGGAUCAAACAGGGUGGCCAGCGGCUGCUCAGCUCCAGGGACAAGAAGAUCAUGUGUGCAGAGCCUCCGCGCCUGGCACUUCAGAGUCUCCUGGAUGUAUCCCACAGUAGCCUCAUCUGCAUUCCACCUUCCGUACAUGUGCAUCCGCUGGAGCUUACAGCCAACCUGGGUGAGGACCUACGGGUUGCCUGCCAGGCUUCCGGUUACCCGCAACCUCUGGUGACCUGGAGAAAGGUGUCCCAGCCCCGCGAGGGUCAGUCGCAGGACCAGGCCCGGCUUGAAGGUGGAUCGCCUGGCCUGGGCAGGCAUGCGGCCUCCGACAUGGGCAGCGGCAUGCUCUUCCUCACCAACAUCACGCUGGCGCACGCAGGCAAGUACGAGUGCGAGGCCUCCAACGCCGGUGGCGCCGCCCACGUGCCCUUCCGGCUCCUUGUCAACGCGUCUCGGCAGCAGCCGAAACAGCAGGUGCCCCGACCGCCCCCAACCGCCCGCGAGCCCAGGCACGAGGUGGGCAGCAUGGCCUUCCGUGCUCUGGGUCUGGUCACGCAGACAGCCGUCGCAGCGGCCAUCGCGCUACUGGCAUUCACGGCGUUGCUGCUGGCCGCCAUGAUCUGUCGCCGGCGCCGCAGGCGGAAAAAGGCUCGGGCGCCGCCGGGGGAGGGCGCGCUAUUCAUCAACGACUACUCGGAUGGGCCCUGUACCUUCGCGCAGCUUGAAGAGCUCCGCGACGAUCGUGGCCACGAGAUGUUCGUCAUCGACCGCUCUAAGCUGCUGUUCGCCGAGGGGCCAGCAGAGGCGCCCGCAGCCCGCGGCCCGGUAGACGGGGCAGCGCCGGGACUCCGCGGCCCACCACCAGUCGCCUACGAGCUCUGUGCCUGAGGCAGGGCGCGCACCGAUGACGUAGGUGCCGGGGAUUGGCCGGCGCAGCUCACGCAUCCUCCAUCAGUAAAGGUGAAGCCGCGCA
This is a messenger RNA of Nycticebus coucang (slow loris), 2179 nucleotides long. RefSeq names its product leucine rich repeat containing 24 (gene LRRC24). NCBI's taxonomy places the organism in Eukaryota, Metazoa, Chordata, Mammalia, Primates, Lorisidae. Bases 544 to 2094 code for a protein of 516 amino acids. The record is from RefSeq and is a predicted model, not a curated record. The transcript is spliced from 5 exons. Gene Ontology annotation, molecular function: protein binding.